UCUAUACUCUUGUCACCCGUGGUCGGGCAGUAUCUGGCAGGCAGAACUUUCUCUGUCUGCGAGCGAGAGUUGCCACAGGGGAGCAGGGUUACUUUUCGGGUACCUCUGUAGUCCAGUACACCCUGUACUCUCCAACAAAGUGGAGUCACCGAAAUCUUAGUGUGUGGAGAGGGUUAGAGAGAGAGAGAGAGACCCGAGUGUGUAGUGAUUGUCACUGGGGUAAACAUGCUCGGUGUGAGUGGGGAGUGAGUGGAGGGGAUGCUGGCCGGUCGCUGGCUGGUUCGGUGACAUCCCAGCGGGUGUGUCCGCCGUUUGAGGCUCAGCUGAGACCGGCGCGUUGGAGUUGCCCGAAUCAAUUUCCAAAUUCGGUGCCUGCUUUUCCUUGUGGAUCCCAUCCCCUUUACCAGCUGCCAGUGGACGCUGUUCGUUCUUCAGCGACAAAUUCAACUUUUAUAUGUAGGAAGGAACUGCGGACGCUGGUUUAAACCGAAGAUAGUCACCAAAAGCCCGGAGUGGCUCAGCGGGACAGGCAGCAUCUCUGGAGAGAAAAAGUGAAUAGGUGACGUUUCGGGUCGAGACCCUUCUUCGGACCUUGAACUUUUAGCUCCACUUUUGUUGCCGAAUGGGAACGGCCGGUAGGAUUUAACGACGAAGUAAUCAUAGCCGAGGCAGACCCGCAAGGAGACGGCUACAUGGCGCACACUGAAACCCCGACACCCACACCGCUCGCCAGCUCAGUCCAGUACUGUGUCUGUAAGGUGGAGCUCUCCGUAUCUGGCCAGAAUCUCUUGGACAGAGAUGUCACAUCGAAAUCAGACCCAUUCUGUGUGGUGUUCUUGGAAAUCAAUGGAAAAUGGUCGGAGAUUGGAAGGACAGAGACAGCCGUGAACAAUCUAAACCCAGUAUUUGCAAAGAAGUUUGUGGUGGACUAUCAUUUUGAAGAAGUGCAGAAACUGAAAUUUGCUUUAUUUGACCAAGACAAAUCCAGUAAACAGCUUUACGAGCAUGACUUUCUUGGAGAAUUUUCAUGUACUCUCGGAGUGAUUGUUUCAUGCAAGAAGAUGACACGACCACUUGUCCUGACGAAUGGGAAACCUGCUGGAAAAGGAACAAUAAUGAUAUGUGCUCAAGAAAUCUCAGAUAACAGAGUAAUCACUCUUAGUAUGGCUGGAAGAAAACUGGACAAAAAGGAUCUCUUUGGGAAAUCUGACCCUUAUUUAGAAUUCUAUAAGGAAGAAGAAGAUGCAAAGUGGAUGCUUGUACAUCGAACAGAGGUUAUAAAAAAUACUCUUGACCCUAUCUGGAAACCUUUCAGCAUGCCUCUUGUGUCCCUGUGUGAUGCCCAUGUGGACAAGACCAUAAAGGUUCUGUGCUACGAUUAUGAUAACGACGGUGGACACGACUUUAUUGGAGAGUGCGAGACCACAGUCACCAAGAUGUCUGAAGCAAACGACGUGGUCGAGAUAGAAUUUGAAUGUAUUAAUCCCAAGAAACAAAAGAAGAAAAAGACUUAUAAGAAUUCUGGAAUAAUUGUCGUUAAAUCCUGCAAGAUAACCAGAAAUUAUUCAUUCUUGGAUUAUAUCCUUGGCGGUUGCCAGCUGAUGUUCACUGUUGGAAUUGACUUCACAGCUUCCAAUGGAAACCCUCGUGAUGCCAGCUCCCUGCAUUACAUCAACUCCAUGGAAUCAAAUGAAUACCUUGCUGCCAUUUGGGCUGUGGGACAGAUCAUCCAGGAUUACGACUCAGACAAGAUGUUUCCUGCCCUAGGCUUUGGUGCGCAGUUACCUCCUGACUGGAAGGUGUCCCAUGAAUUUGCCAUUAACUUCAAUCCUACAAACCCAUUUUGUUCAGGUGUGGAAGGGAUCGUUGAAGCAUAUACGGCCUGUCUGCCCCUCAUUCGAUUUUAUGGGCCCACCAACUUCUCGCCAAUAAUAAAUCACGUGGCUAAAUUUGCCAGCCAAGCCAUCCAGCAGGAAGCAGCAGCGCAAUACUUCAUCCUGCUGAUUAUAACAGACGGCGUCAUCAGCGACAUGGAUGAGACCAGGCAUGCCGUGGUGCAGGCCGCCAAUCUCCCCAUGUCCAUCAUCAUUGUCGGGGUUGGGAAUGCCGACUUCGCUGCCAUGGAGUUCCUGGAUGGUGACAAUCGCAUUCUAAGAUCUUACACUGGGGAAGAAGCCACGCGAGACAUCGUACAGUUUGUACCAUUCCGGGAUUUCCGCAAUGCUCCUAAAGAAACUUUGGCUAAAUCUGUCCUAGCAGAACUACCCCAGCAAGUUGUUCAGUACUUCAAGCAAAGAAACCUUCCACCUGUCAACUCUGAUCCAGCCUAACACCUAACCUUUUCCCUUUGAACCUGCAUGGCACCUGAAAAUGUUUACAAAAUCUUUGCAUGUUUUACGGCGGAUAGCAUAUUUGUAACGUUUUGUUCCCAUUGCUUUAAAAUAUAUUUCAGGUGACUCGAGUCUUAAUUUGUUUGUAAGAACAAUCUGGUGCUUUGUAAAAGUAUGACGAUCAACACUAAGUAAAAGUGGGCAACUUAUUUUCUAAGUCACCACUGUUAAAGAGUAUUGAAUGUAUCUUUGUAUUAUUGGGUGUUACAUAUCAGAUUUUCUUUUAAAUGUAAAAACACUUUGAAAAUAAUGUUACAAACUUUCAGAAGUAUAGGAAGUGAUGAAUUCUCUCGUUGUGUCUACAUUAUCUGUGUGAUUAAAUAAACGGUACUUUUGUCAGACUAUUA
This is a messenger RNA of Amblyraja radiata (thorny skate), 2737 nucleotides long. It is a transcript of the gene cpne2, whose product is annotated as copine II. The coding region runs from base 693 to 2330 and encodes 545 amino acids. The transcript is spliced from 16 exons. Gene Ontology annotation, cellular component: plasma membrane. Lineage: Eukaryota; Metazoa; Chordata; Chondrichthyes; Rajiformes; Rajidae. Gene Ontology annotation, molecular function: calcium-dependent phospholipid binding. Gene Ontology annotation, biological process: cellular response to calcium ion. The record is from RefSeq and is a predicted model, not a curated record.